Molecule: messenger RNA, 1526 nt
Organism: Daucus carota subsp. sativus
Lineage: Eukaryota; Viridiplantae; Streptophyta; Magnoliopsida; Apiales; Apiaceae
Product: stemmadenine O-acetyltransferase
Exons: 1
Coding region: 100-1452 (450 amino acids)
Source: RefSeq, a predicted model, not a curated record
UGAAACUUAUAAUAUUUCUGCAACUUGGGAUAUAAAAUGUGCAUUAGAUAUGGGUGUCUGUUGCAUUCAACUUCCACAAGAACAUAGUUGGUGUCUGACAUGGCUCUUAGAGUGGAAAUAGUGUCGAGAGAAAUAAUCAGGCCUUCUUCUCCGACCCCGGAUGGCCUCAAGAGUUUCAAGCUCUCUUUUCUUGAUCAGUUAGCGGCUACUCUUCAUGUUCCACUAGUACUGUUUUACCCCGGAAGUACUGAUCAAUUUUAUCAAAAGAAUUCGUCGUACCAGACCCUCAAGGAAUCUCUAUCACUGACCUUAACAGAAUUGUAUCCUCUUGCUGGCAGGCAAAAGAGUCAGUACCUAAUUGAAUGCAAUGACGAAGGUGCUGAAUAUGUGGAAUCCCGUGUGAUUUGUGACAUGGCUUCUGUGACAGAGCAUCCAAAACUGGAUCAUCUCCGGAUGUUACUUCCCUACAAUCCCCACCAACUUUCAUCACAGAAUCAGCUGAGCAUGGACCAGGUAGCCCUCUUAGCUGUGCAAGUUAACAGAUUCUCGUGUGGUGGAAUCGCGAUAGGGGUUUGCAUUCGUCAUGUCAUAGCAGACGCUGCAGCAACUGCAACGUUCUUCAGAACAUGGGCUAGAAAUAAUGCCUCAUGUUACAGAAAUGUCACUGAAUAUAUUCCCAAAAACUAUGUGUUUGAUUGCACUUCUUUGUUCCCUCCACAAGAUAUCGCGCUUGCUUUCAGCGCUAGAGCCUCCAAACACAACCAGAUAAUUCACAAAACUGUGACUAAGAGAUUCAUUUUAAGUGAUUCAGUAAUCAAGGACCUCAGAAAGAAAUGCAGCAUGGAUGAUGAUCAUGAUAAUGUCAAUUACCCAACUCGUGUUGAAGCCGUCGUGGCCUUCUUGUGGACAACAAUCAUCCAGUCGAGUAGGAAAAGGCUCAAAAGGCACGAAAUUUUGCUAACAGUGAACUUGAGGAAAAGGAUGGUUCCAGCAAUCCCCCCUCACAGCAUAGGUAAUGUUUUCCAGCCUUCAAGAGCACAAUGGGAGGCAGGCGAAGAGAAGAUCGCAGACUGUAAAAUCUUAACUAAAAAAGUAUCAAACGAUUUAAGGAAGAUGGAAGAUGGAUAUAUAAGGAAGAUCUUCGAGAAUGGUAAUUUCUUCAAAGGGAUGAAGGAAAGAUUAAAAAUGGUGGCAAAUAAAAGUGAAGAGAUGGGGACUUUUGCAGUUAGCAGUUGGUGCAGAUUUUCAUUUUAUGAGACUGAUUUUGGAUUUGGAAAGCCAAGUUGGUAUGGAACUUGUUUAAAUUAUAUAAAUUCUGCAAUUCUAAUGGAUACUAGUGAUAGUAAGGGGAUUGAAGCAUGGGUUACAUUAGAUGUGGAAGACAUGGAAAAACUUGAGCAGAACUCUGAGUUUCUUUCAUGUUUUUCUGUGAGUUUGAGCCAAACUGUUUGAUCAUAAUCCAGUUUCUUCUUUCCUGUUUUCUUCUGCACUGUUUCAAUUUAAGAUUCAAGUCUCUUGUCAGUAAA